AAUUUUCAUAUGGAGGUGGUAACAUUUAUAUGUGUAUGAGGAAAUGAAUAUCCUUUUAAAGGUAUUGAAACGGGGUCAGAACAGUUCGCAGUUGAAACUUAACCGUUGUUGAAUUCACAUCGGAAGCAUCUCAAACGCUGUUAGUUCGGAACCGUUAUAUCAUCGAGAUGACACCUAAAGGAAGUGAUGCGUAUUUAUAUGAUAUGUUGGAUGUGUCCGAAUCAUCCAACUUAAAGAAACAACAAAGUGAAAUUGCCAAAUUCUUUGCUUACACCAACAUUUUGGUAACAGGAGGGACAGGUUUCCUGGGUAAAUUACUUAUCGAAAAAAUAUUAAGAUCCUGUCCAGAUGUUGCGACAAUAUACAUGAUAGUAAGGCCGAAAAAGGGGAAAAAUUCACAAGAACGAUUUAAAGAAAAUUUUAAUGGAAUUGAAUUCAGUAGAUUGAGACGUGAACAGCCAAACUUUCUCAAUAAAGUGAUAAUGUUAGAAGGUGAUGCGGCACAACAAGAUUUUGGUUUAUCACCGGAAAGUAAAAAGAUUCUGAUGAAUACAAAUAUUAUUUUUCAUGCUGCCGCAACUGUUCGAUUUGACGAAAUAUUUCGUGUAGCGAUGAAUACCAACGUGAAAAGUACAAAAUAUAUGUUAUUAUCUGCAAAAGAAUUGCCAAAUUUAAAGGCGUUUGUACAUGUGUCAACGGCAUAUUCACAUUGUAUGCUUAAAUCUAUCGAUGAAAUACAUUACAAAGUUCCCACUGAUGGUGAUAAGAUAUUAACAUUGUUGGAUGUUCUGGAUGAUGAUAAACUGGAGAAAAUUACUCCAGUUAUACUUGAUAAAUGGCCCAAUACAUAUGUAUUUUCUAAAGCACUUGGAGAAAGUAUUGUAUUAAAGUACAGCAAUAAUCUCCCAGUAUGUAUUGUUCGACCUUCUAUCAUGAUAUCAACAAGCGAAGAGCCACUUUCAGGAUGGACAAAUAAUUUGUAUGGAGCAACGGGUGUAGUUAUGGGAACUAGUGUAGGUUUGAUGCAUACACUACAUUGUGUAGCAGAAAAUAUAGCAGAUAUUAUACCAGCAGAUUGUGUAGUCUCUAAUGUCAUCUGUGCUGCUUGGGAUAUUGCCAAUAGAAUAUCUUCGAUAAAAUCAAAUGAGUCCAAUUUGUCUGAUGAGGAAAGAAUACCUAUUUAUAAUUCUGUAUCAUCAUGUCAGAAUCCAAUUUCAUGGAAAGAAUUUAUGAAAUGGAAUGAAAAGUAUGGUUUUGAAGUACCUAGUGUAAAAAUUGUUUGGUAUUAUAUGUUCAUAAUGACACGAUAUUUCAUUGUGUAUCAACUGUAUAUUUUUUUUUUACACAUAGUACCAGCAACUAUUGUUGAUAUGUUGACAUACCUCAUGGGUCGAAAACCUCAAUUGUCGGAUACAUAUAAAAAAAUACAUAAAUUUAGCAACGUGAUACAUUACUUUUCAACACGUGAAUGGCAUUUUAGGAAUGAAAAUGUUGUGAAGCUUUGGGAAAAAAUGAAUUCUGUUGACCAACAAAUCUUCAAAUUCAAUGUAGCAUGUUUCACCUGGCACGACUAUUUCUAUUAUCAUGUAAGAGGUAUUCGUUUGUACAUGCUAAAUGAUCCAUUUGAAACUGUAGAUGAAGCAAUCAAGAAGUCUAUAAAGUUAUUUAUAGCACAUUACUCAUUAAUAAUGUUGGUCUCCCUAUUACUUCUAUGGACAUCUGUACGUUUCAUAACUUUUGCCUGGUCGUUUUGUCCUGUGGCAUAUUAACGAUUAGUGUAAACAACAUUUUAAUCUUGUGUUCUAAAUGAUAAAUUAUUUAAACUUAAUUUUAUUUUUCUAAUUAUACGUACACAUGUUAUUUGGAAUAUCUGUGUACUGUUGAUUAUGUGAAUCUGU
Molecule: messenger RNA, 1898 nt
Organism: Colletes gigas
Lineage: Eukaryota; Metazoa; Arthropoda; Insecta; Hymenoptera; Colletidae
Product: fatty acyl-CoA reductase wat-like
Exons: 9
Coding region: 168-1769 (533 amino acids)
Biological process (GO): long-chain fatty-acyl-CoA metabolic process
Cellular component (GO): peroxisome
Molecular function (GO): alcohol-forming very long-chain fatty acyl-CoA reductase (NADP+) activity
Source: RefSeq, a predicted model, not a curated record